Molecule: messenger RNA, 1124 nt
Organism: Boeremia exigua
Lineage: Eukaryota; Fungi; Ascomycota; Dothideomycetes; Pleosporales; Didymellaceae
Product: neuronal calcium sensor 1
Exons: 4
Coding region: 295-867 (190 amino acids)
Cellular component (GO): membrane; cytosol; intracellular membrane-bounded organelle
Molecular function (GO): calcium ion binding
Source: RefSeq, a predicted model, not a curated record
ACCACAUAUAUCGUUCACCAACUGCCCUUGAUAGCAUCCUCAGAUCUUCACGUCCCUGUGACCUAAAAUUCGCAUCAGCAACCGUACCUGUUCCUGAGCGCUUGCUGCUGCGCCUCGCCCAGCUGCCCUGAACCCCGCCAUACCAAUCGAUUGCGCCCGCGGUUCAGCGCCCCGCCACGACAGCUAACCCGCACGCUUCUGCUGCGGCGCCUGACUUCUGCCUGCGAACUCUCGUCGUCCUCCUCCACACGCCUCCUGUGCUUCGCGACGCUCCCUUAGACGUCUUUCUUCAACAUGGGUAAAUCCCAGAGUAAGCUCUCGCAGCAGGAGCUGGCCGAUCUGCAGAAGGCAACCCAUUUCGACAAGAAAGAAUUGCAGCAAUGGUACAAGGGUUUCCUCAAGGACUGCCCAUCCGGCAUGCUUACUAAGGAAGAGUUCCAGAAGAUCUAUAAACAGUUCUUCCCGUUCGGGGACCCAUCAUCGUUUGCAGAUUAUGUAUUUAAUGUCUUCGACGCAGACAAAUCCGGUACUAUCGACUUCAAGGAGUUCAUCUGCGCGCUAAGCGUUACAAGUCGGGGAAAGAUGGAGGACAAGCUUGACUGGGCCUUUCAGCUGUACGACAUCGACGGAGACGGCAAGAUCAGCUACGAGGAGAUGCUAGCAAUUGUAGAGGCCAUAUACAAGAUGGUCGGCUCCAUGGUUAAGCUCCCCGAAGACGAAGACACUCCAGAGAAGCGCGUCCGCAAGAUCUUCCGAAUGAUGGACAAAGACGAGAACGGCAGCUUAGACAUGGCCGAGUUUAAAGAGGGCUCCAAGCGUGACGAGACGAUCGUAUCAGCACUGUCUCUCUACGACGGGCUGGUAUAGGCGGCAGUGCUAUUGUUAUUUCUUGUUCGUGACUUCUUCGAUACCACAUUGCGUCGUGGGAUUUCUUGGCAUGCAUCUAUUAGGCAUGCUGCAUGAGGUGGAAGUCUGUUCGCUUAGGCGCAGGUUUCGACAUGACUGAUGUAGAUAUGACUUGCUGCAUUGGUUUAACUGUGCAAUACAUGGAUAUCCAAAUUCAGUCUUGUGUUGGCUAACCGUCAAGGUGAAAAUGACAUUGGGCUGCUCGUUCAGCAUCAUCC